GGAAAUCAAUUCCACUUAAUUCUUUCUUUAAACAUCUUUCUCUACCUUUCCUUUAUGUGUCCGAAAGGUUGACACUGAAAAACAAAUACGUUAAAAACAAGUCAGAAAAAAAAACACAGAAUUCUUAUUCAUUAUUACCUCCACCAUUAUUCGCGUACAUAAAAUCUACAAAAAAACAAACAGUACAUUUCGGACUUGAAUUUCUGGAAAAAGCCAUUGUUGGAAUGGUUUCGCUGCUGCCGUCGAUCUACCGAAGACAAUGUCCCCACUUGAUGAUCCUGUCCAGCCGGAGCUUCUUCAAGGCAUGCUUCAAGGCACCGUAUCUGAAGGGCUCCACGACGCCGGCCAUUACCGAGUUCUCCAAGAAAAGGACGAAAUCGCAGUCCCAACCCUCGCAGCCCUCGCAGUCGCAGUCGUCGCAAUCCAGUCAGGUUCCCACACCACAAAAGGCCCCACCGACUCCAUCCCCACCGCCGUCAGAGGGCACAACGAGUCCUCUGGGGAACAAGAAACCCUGUGCACAACCCAUAAUACCCGAUCAGCGGGCGAAAUGGAUGGCCAAAGUCUCACCGGAAAUGAAAAAGAAGGCUCAGCUAUCAGCUGGCAAGGGAAAUCCACCUCCGAAUCAGCCAAAGAACAACUUUAAUCCCAGCAAUAAUCCUAACUUUGGGACUCCUGGCCAAAGUCCUGUGCCAAACUUCGGUGGAAUGCCCAGAAAUCAACAGCAAAAAAAACCAGACUCUGACAACUCGGCAGCUAUCAAGGGUUCCUCCAGUGAGUCACAGCGACAAAGUUGGAUGAGUCGAAUGCAAGGAUCACAGCAGAAAAAGCAGGCACAGUGGCUCAAGGAUAUGCAGGCCAAGCAGCAGGCGGGCAGGGAUAUUCAAGCUCAGAAAGUGCAGAAAAUGCAGCAGGUGAUGCCGGGACAUCAGACAUCAGGUGAUGCAUCUUCGGCACACCAAGGAUCAGCAGUCGUCUCUCCCGCUGAACCGGAAAAGCCCGAAGAACAGACACCGGAACGCAUAGCCUAUUUGGAUGCCAUUAAGCAACUGAAUAGUUAUCAGGCUCUGGAGCCUGUCGCCGGCAGAGUCACCACCAAAAGUUUCAAGAAAGAGCUGGAUCCAACCAUAGAACAAACUCUAGAGUGUCUGGAGAAGACGGGUUUUAGCAGGGAUCAACUGAAGGCCAUACCCGUGAUCCAGAUAGCUGGCUCCAAGGGAAGAGGUUCAACUUGCGGAAUCGUAGAGAAUAUAUUGCGUUGUCAUGGUAUAAAGACGGGAGUCCUUUGCUCACCUCAUCUCUUCCUAACCAGCGAACGAAUACGAAUCGAUGGUGAACCCUUGGAUGAAGUGGCAUUCACACAACUCUUUUGGAAAAUCAAUAUGGAAUUGGCAAACGUGAAUCCACCGCCAUCUUAUAACAAAAUUCUGACAGUGAUGGCCUUUCAUGCCUUCCAAAAGGCUCAGGUAGAAGUUGCUAUCUUAGAGGUUGGUCCAGGAGGUGCCAGUGAUGCCACAAAUAUCGCUACGCAUGCCGAGACCAUUGGUAUAACCAGUCUGGGUUGGGAGCAGAGCUCGAAUCUGAGUAAUUCCUUGAGAGAUAUAGCCUGGGCCAAGGCGGCAAUUAUGAAACCGGCGGCAAGUAUUUACACCAAUGUAACCCAAACGGAAUGCUGUGAGGUUCUGGCCCAGAAGGCCAAUCAAAUUGGUGUGCAGCUGCAAAGGGUGCCCACUUUCAAUGACUAUAUCGAUGGGAAUGUGAGCAACAAACAGGUAAUGAACAGCGCCAACUAUACCAUGAGAUUGAAUGGUUCUUUGGGCAUACAAUUGGCCUAUGAUUUCCUACGGCGGCACAGACCGGAAUAUGUUGUUGGUGUUGCCGAUAACUCGACCAUGUUAACGCCAGGCGCAACACGUGGCAUUGAGACCUUCGAGCAACCGGGGCAAUUUGAUUUCAUAAAACAUGAUAUGUUCAAUGUAUAUCUGGAUAGUGCCGACACCUUUGAGUCCAUGAUGGCUUGCCAGAAUUGGUUCUACGGCAGGACACGAUCCAGUCGCCAGCCAAAGAUAUUGCUUAACAAGGUAAAUGAGUUCAAUGCCAAGGAUCUGUUGACCAUUCUUCGGAGUCAAGUACGCUUCGAGGAGGCCUACUUUGUGUCCUGUCCGAAAUUCUUUGAAGGUCAGACAGUGAUCGAGGAGGACGGCAAGGGGACGGUCUGGCACGGCAUGGAGGAUCUUCAAAGGGCCAGGCGAAAUGCCGGCAGUUGGAGAUCUCUGUGCGAGGAGAAUGGCAAAAAGGAUAGCUCACAGCUAUCCAUUUCAAUAAAUGCCUUCUUCGAUGCUCUACAAAAUAAAUACGGAAGACAGUCAUAUGGCAUGAAGAACGAAUUGGAUAUCCUGGUCACAGGAUCACGACAAUUAGUGGCCGCCACCAUAACAUGUCUUCGGAAAAUGAAAGCUUCGGCGAAACCAUGGAACGGACCAGGACGACGAUAGAUCGUGGUCCUUUGGGCAAUAUCCAAAUCAAAAAAUUGCAUCGUGAAAGUUUUCGUUAUUUUGUUUGAAUCAUUUUUACCCGAAAAAACUACACAUGCAAGUCAAAUUAAAUAAAAUGCUAUUUGAAUUAAGAGAA
Drosophila serrata is the source of this 2631-nucleotide messenger RNA. RefSeq names its product Folylpolyglutamate synthase 2 (gene Fpgs2). Gene Ontology annotation, cellular component: cytoplasm; mitochondrion; cytosol. Gene Ontology annotation, molecular function: ATP binding; tetrahydrofolylpolyglutamate synthase activity. The record is from RefSeq and is a predicted model, not a curated record. Lineage: Eukaryota; Metazoa; Arthropoda; Insecta; Diptera; Drosophilidae. Gene Ontology annotation, biological process: tetrahydrofolylpolyglutamate biosynthetic process.